This is a messenger RNA of Cherax quadricarinatus, 3250 nucleotides long. Lineage: Eukaryota; Metazoa; Arthropoda; Malacostraca; Decapoda; Parastacidae. The record is from RefSeq and is a predicted model, not a curated record.
AUGACAGUCGUGCAAAUUUUGGUAUUGUCAGCAGAGGAAGACGUGGUGCUGUGGCUUAUAUCUCUGUUUAUGUCAGAUAUGAAUAUAGUGGGUACUGAGCUGCCCCCUCCUGCAUAUACCUACUGUAAGCCAGGAUCGCGAUGGAUGAAGGAUUGCAAUUGGUGUACAUGUGGAAAAGAUGGUUCUGGCGGUGCCUGCACUUUGAUAGGCUGUCUACCAAAUUAUAAGCCUCAGCCAGGGCAGGCUGUGUGCACCGAGGGAUCACGCUGGAAGCAAGACAACUGUAACUGGUGCAACUGUAACAAUGGCAAAGCCUCUUGCACUGAAAAGCUCUGUGUGGAUACUGUACCUGAUCCAAACUUCCCCGACCUCCCCCUUGGCACCGUGUGUUUUGCCACGAAGUGUGGCAUGACGGCUGCAACAGCUGUUUGGCUCCGUGAAGAUGGGAGUGGAAGCUCUUCAUCGACAUCAGAACAUUGUCAGAAGUGGGAACACGAAGACCUUGACUGCACCUUGACUGCUUUUGUUCCUACACUAUACUAUUGUAUUUGUUGUACAUUUGAAUUAUUUAAUCUGAUGCCAUUGUUUCUAUCAACAGAUUAUAAGCCUCGCCCGGGGCAGGUUGUGUGCACUGAGAGAUCACACUGGAAGCAAGAUAACUGUAACUGGUGCAACUGUAAGAAUGGCAAAGCUUUUUGCACCGAAAAACUCUGCAUUCAAACAGACAUGCCUAAAAAAAGUUGCAUUGAAGGAUCGUCCUGGAAACAAGACUGCAAUACGUGCCAUUGCAUAAAUGGGACAGCUGGUUGCACAAAAAAGCUGUGUGCUGAACCAGUACCAGAAACUCUGCAGUGUACAGGAAACAAGACUGAUGGAUGUGUUGACCAGCUGCCACCACAUUGUAAACUGCCACCAUUCAAUACUGAGGGUCAUGUGUGUCUAGCCUUCCUUAGUAGGUGGACAUAUGUUGCCGACACCCAGAAUUGUGAGAACAUUAUUUACGGUGGAUGUGGAGGAACCAAGAACUUGUAUCACUCCCAAGCGGAGUGCGAAGCAUCGUGCCGCCCACACCACUCUCCACCCAACAGCAGCACAAAACCACAGCGGUGCUUCUUGAAGGCAGAUUCAGGACACUGCUUUGGAUAUUUUAUUAAGUUCACAUACAAUUCAGCAAGUCGCCAGUGUAAGGAGUUUGUGUAUGGCGGCUGUGGUGGAAACCGCAACAGAUUCGAAACACUCCAGGAGUGCCAGACGACAUGUGGAUCCUCAUGUGAUAGAUCAAAGUGUCCUUGGUUAAGAUGGGCCCAUUAUUUUGCCAAGAACUGUCUACCUCAGUACGAGAGGGGAUCUUGCUGCCCUACCAGGUUCUUAUGUCCCAGUACAAAUGCUACCGACCCAGAGAAGUGUUAUUACAAAGGUGAGGCCUAUACAAAGGGCAGUACUGUACCUGUGGAAGAUGCGUGUUCUGCUAAUUGUUACUGCACAGAGUCGUAUGCCCCCGGAUAUCCAGCGGAAAUACACUGUGCGGACAUAGAAUGUCCAGAGUUCUUCAGGCCUCCAGUACCAGGCUGCCGCCCAGUCUACAAACCGGGCGAGUGUUGCUCCUCCGAGAGUGAUUGUGUUGACCCUGACACUCCGCCUCUCCUGGAGUCUCGCUCAGUGACGUGUGUUUGGAACAACAAGACAUACCUAGCUGGUGAUAAGAUGUACUUUGAUGACUUCCCCUGCCAGAAGUGUAUCUGCAGCCCAGCCUUCACACGACCAGAUGGACCUCUCUGUACCAAAGAAAACUGUGGAUUUGACUUCAGGUACACCUCCAAAUUUGCUGAAGGCUGUGUUCCCAUCUACUUUGAAGAGAAAUGCUGUCCCGUUGACUGGCUCUGCCCCGGUGAUAGUCGCAUCCCACUCACAGCAUCGCAACAACAGAUAACAGUCACUAAGGAAAACCCACAAGAAGCAAGACCCUUGGAGUGUUACCUUGGAGACCUCAGCAUUGCACUUGCAUCACCCCUCAACACCAGCGAGUGCAGUAUCAAUUGCAAGUGCAUAACACCACCAGAGCCCACCUGUGUGCUGUACAGGUCAUGUACACUUGCUGAAGAAGUGAAGAACAAUCAAGAAUGUGUUGAGCCAUCGUGUUCUCCUGGAUGUGAUGUUAUCAUGGAUGCUGUAACUGGGUGUCUUGCUUGCUCAUGCAACGAAGACAACUUCAUAUGCCCACAAAAGAUUUGCCCUAGAAACUGUGAAAACAUCUUUGAUCUUCAAACGGGCUGCCCCUCGUGCAAAUGCAACUGCUCGUAUGACUCGGCUACCGGAACCCCAUGCCCGGUGGACUGUGUUGUUCAUGAGGUUGUAGAUGAACUGACUGGAUGUAAGAGAUGCGAAUGUGAUCCUAAUAGUUUGGGCAGUCCAGUUGUUCAACGUCAAGUCUGUCCUGUGAAUUUCACAGCCCCUUGUCCUAUGGACUGUGCGGUUAUUAGAAUUCUGGAUGAGGAAACGGGUUGUGAAAAGUGUGAAUGUGAUCCAAAUAAUCCAGGUGAUCUAUUUGGCCUACAUCAACUUCCUCGUGCACAUUACUGCCCCACAGAUCACACUGGUAAGCCUCCUUGCCCCAUGGACUGUGCAAUCCACUAUAUUGUGGAUGAAGAAACUGGCUGUGAAAAGUGUGAAUGUGAUCCAAAUAAUCCAGAUAAUCCAUUUGGCCUACAUCAACUUCCUCGUGCACAUUACUGCCCCACAGAUCACACUGGUAAGCCUCCUUGCCCCAUGGACUGUGCAAUCCACUAUACUGUGGAUGAAGAAACUGGCUGUGAAAAGUGCGAAUGUGACCCAAAUAAUCCAGCAAAUCCAUUUGGCCUACAUCAGCUUCCUCCUCCUCUUCCUCAGCCUUCUGGCCAGGACUGCCCCAUAGAUCACACUGGUAAGCUUCCUUGCCCCAUGGACUGUGCAAUCCACUAUGUUGUGGAUAAAAAGACUGGCUGUGAAAAGUGCGAAUGUGACCCAAACAUACAAACCAACAUAUUUGGCCUGCAUCUGGUUCCUCUUCCUCCUCCCACCCACAAAUAGUCAACACAACAAAACUGACUAACCCCCUUGGUUCUACAAGCUGUGCAUUCUACAGUCAUGCAUCACAAAGCAGGUUUAAUAAUGCACUGUGGGACUGUAUCUCUUGUAGCCUCCGUAAUUUGUCCGCUCAGCCAUUAUUUUGUUUUAGAAUAUAAUUAGAAAAUAAAAAAAUAUUUUACAUCCA